AUGUUGUGCCACGAUCACGAGAGAUCCGCUCUUUUACAUUUUAAACAGAGCCUUCCUGCUUCUUCUAGUUCAUCUGCUUACUCAAAGACUGCAUCUUGGAAGGCUAGCGGAAAUAGUAGCAGGGAUUGCUGCUCGUGGGACGGGAUCGAGUGUGAUGAAGCUACUGGUUACGUUAUUGGUCUUGACCUCAGUAGCAGUCUUACAAAUGCUACUCUUCACUCCAACAGCACCCUGUUUAGCCUUGUUCACCUUCAGAACCUAAACCUCGCAGAAAAUAACUUCAUGAACUCUUUAAUCCCACCCGAGAUCUCCCUUCUUUCAAGUUUGUCCUUUAUAAACCUCUCAAACUCUUUAUUUUCCGGCCAAAUUCCACAAGAGUUGUCAGGAAUGUCCAAAUUGGCUUCCCUUGAUUUGUCUAACAACUAUUUGUAUGGAGACUUUCCGAUUGCCAUUUUCAAUUUACCAGGCCUGCUUGUUCUUAAUGUGAGUGGUAAUCAAAAUCUCCGUGGUUAUCUUCCAGAGUUCAACAAAACAAGCCUCUUCAGGGAACUGAAUAUUGCUUUCACAGAAUUCUCUGGUACCAUACCGUUCUCAAUUGGGAAUCUGAACUCAUUGACUAAGUUACAACUCAUAAAAUGCCACUUUUCUGGAUCAAUUCCGGCCUCAAUUGGUAACAUGACCGAACUUAAUUUUUUAUCACUUGCUUACAACAUGUUUAAUAAGUCAGAUGAUCUCUCUUGGGUUCAGAAGCUAACUAAACUGACUGUGUUAGACCUUGCUAAAACUAAUCUAUAUGGUGACCUCCAACCAUCUUUUGCAAACCUCACCCAACUUACUAUUCUUUCACUUGGAAAUAAUUCGUUUGUUGGUGAAAUCCCAUUGUGGCUGAGGAACAUGACCCAAUUAAUGUAUUUAGAUUUGGGUUAUAAUGAACUAACUGGUCAGAUUCCUCGCUCAUUUUCUCAACUCAAGAACCUGGAAUUUCUAUCUCUUUCUCAAAAUAACUUCACUGGUACAGUGGAGGCUGAUAUUUUUUUGAGUUCAAGAAACCUUGCCUUUCUCGAUCUAUCCGGGUGCCAGAUAACGUCAAAUUCCCCCCAUCACUCUAACUUUAGUCUUCCAAAGCUUGAACUUUUGGUUUUGUGUUUUUGCAACUUAACAGAGUUUCCAUACUUCCUGCAGUUUGCGAGCUUUGAACGGAAUUCAGUUUCUAUUCAAAGUAAGAGUUUAAGAUACAUAGACAUCGGCAAUAAUAUGCUACAAGGGAAUCUCCCAAAUCCACCACCAAAAACAUAUUCCUACGUUGUGGGUAACAACAGAAUAACAGGGGAGAUUUCACCCAUGAUAUGUGGUGUCAAGUCUCUAAAAGUACUAGAUUUGUCAAGUAACAACAUGGGUGGGCCAAUUCCUCACUGCCUCGCUGAUUCUUUGGAAGCCUUUUUUCUCCAAAACAACAACUUUUCUGGUACAAUUCCUCAAACAUACCCAAAAGAAUGCGACCUGAAGUUGAUGGACAUGAGUCAAAACCAGUUAACAGGGGAAGUUCCAAAAUCAUUGUCAAAUUGUAAAAUGCUACAGAUUUUGGAUCUGUCAAAAAAUCAGUUGAAACAAAGUUUCCCCACUUGGUUGGGAACUCUUCCACGAUUACAAGUUCUUCUUCUGCAUUUCAACAUGCUUCAUGGUGAGAUUGGUAGUCCCAGGAGUCCUUUGGAGUUCCCAUUGUUGCGCAUUAUUAAUCUCUCACAUAAUGCUUUGACUGGUGCUUUGCCUGUGAAUAUCCAAUUUUGGAAUGUGAUGAAAGUUGUUCGUACAGGCACCAGACCAUAUAUGGACACAGACUUGUAUUUUACGGUUAUUCUUGACCAUUUCCAUUUCACGUACGAUUACCAUCGUUACAGCUCAAUGACUGUUACCAACAAAGGUGCAGAGAGGGAGUACAACAAGAUUUCAAAUAUUUUCACUGCAAUUGACCUUUCAAGUAACAAGUUCACAGGACAGGUUCCCGAAUCUCUUGGAAGUCUAAAGGCUCUUCAGUUGCUCGACCUUUCAAACAAUGAUCUUACAGGUUCGAUUCCUCCAUCACUCGGGAACCUGACACAGCUUGAAUCGUUGGACCUUUCACGUAACAAGCUCUCAGGAGUCAUCCCUCAACAGUUAGCAGCGCAGCUCAACUUUCUCUCUUUCUUCAAUGUGUCUCACAACCAUCUAACAGGUCGCAUACCACAAGGCACGCAGUUCAGUACAUUUGACAACAAUUCUUACAUUGGAAACUCGGGACUAUGUGGAUUCCCAGUAUCUAAGAAUUGUGGAGCACUGCAGUCACCACCUGAUGACAACGAGGAUGGUUCUGAGGAAGAUAAGUUUCCAAGUGGAUUUGAUUGGUUAUUCAUAUUACUAGGACUUGGAAGUGGGCUUGUUGUUGGCUUUGUUGUGGGAGACAUUUCAAUGGAUAGACACCCCUGGCUGAUUCGUCGGAUUGUUCGGAAAUUCGGCCGGACACAGAAGAAACCUAGGAUGCGGAGGAGGCAGAUCAUUCGGGCUUAAGAAACAGGUUUGCUAUGACAGAAAUUCGGAAGGAGAAGAAACCGAGGAUGCAGCAGAUCAUUCUGGCUUAGGGGACAGGCUUUCUAAGAAAUGUUCUAUAUAUGUUUUUUUUCCACGAAAGUUCUCUAUAUGUUUGGUUAUAUUUACUUUGUGUUCUUUUUAAUAAUCCUUUGUUGUAUGUGUCACUGUAAAAUAUUCGAAUUUACUUAUAAAAUAAUUCUCAGUUAUAUUUGUC
Messenger RNA from Daucus carota subsp. sativus, 2779 nucleotides. RefSeq names its product receptor-like protein 47. The coding region runs from base 1 to 2544 and encodes 847 amino acids. The record is from RefSeq and is a predicted model, not a curated record. NCBI's taxonomy places the organism in Eukaryota, Viridiplantae, Streptophyta, Magnoliopsida, Apiales, Apiaceae. The transcript is spliced from 3 exons. Gene Ontology annotation, molecular function: protein binding.